This is a messenger RNA of Spodoptera exigua (beet armyworm), 1094 nucleotides long. NCBI's taxonomy places the organism in Eukaryota, Metazoa, Arthropoda, Insecta, Lepidoptera, Noctuidae. The record is from the annotation of a GenBank genome assembly.
CAAGAUAUAAAAGUAAAAUAUUUGCCCUAAAAACUAAAAAACAAGUUGUCCGACUGUUAUCUGUGGCAAUCUGUCUGUUUCAAAAGUGUUAAAACGUCAACUUAUUCAGUGUCACUGUCAAAUGGAGCAAGCAAAAUAGCGUUCGUGUUUGUUGAUUUGAUUGUAUUUUUCAGAGAAAAUAUUAUUUAAAAUUAUGGCAGAAACCACAGAAAAGGUGGAAAGUGGAUCAGAUGCUAGAAGAAGAGUACUCACUAUAGCGGUAUCCACAGUUUUGUUAGAAACUGGGUUUGAAGGUACUGACAAAAUGGCACUAGAAACUCUAACAGAAAUGCUUCAAUGUUUUUUGUCCGAAGUUGGAAAUUCUGCCAAGAACUACUGUGAACUAUCAGGCAGAGUGGAGCCAAUGCUGGGAGAUGUGAUAAUGGCCUUAGUCAAUAUGGGUAUCAGCUUACAAGGCUUAGAACAGUAUGCAGCUCGUCCAAACAGACAUGUGAUCCAGCCACCACAACAGGCCCCAGCUCCUCGGACACCUGCAAUGUUAUCAGCAGGUUCCAAGGCCAAGCCUGCUCCUCACAUACCAUUCCACCUGCCACCAUUACCUGAUCCACAUGCUUACAUUAGAACACCUACUCAUAAACAGCCUGUAACAGAAUAUGAAGCCAUAAGAGAGAAAGCUGCCUCACAGAAGAGGGAUAUUGAGAGGGCAUUAACAAAGUUUCUGGCAAAGACUAGUGAAACACACAAUUUAUUUAACACAGAGGAUAAUCAGGUGUUCCCAUUAAUAGCCUGCAAGCCAACAUUCCCGGCAUAUUUACCAUGUUUGUUACCAACAGACCAAGUAUUUGACUUCGAUGAAUUAGAAUAUCACUUUCAAGUUGCUAAUAGAACUGAAGAUAUGCCAGCUGAUAAAAAAGAGCAAUCAGACAAUGAAGGUGAUAACAUGGUUGAUGGAGACAACCCAAAUAGUUCACAGAUGGACAACCCAGAUGCAAGUAUGGCAUCAAGCCCAGACCGGGGCAAAUCUGGAGGAUAAAUUAUUUGAAAAAAAAUUAAGUUUAAGCAAAUAUUAGUAUUUAAAUAAAAUACAAUUUAAG